GUCUUCAUCAUUGAACUUCCUCGUGGGUGCUAGUUUCCUCUUUCAAACAAUUUUCUCAAACGCGGUUUCUUGAUUGAUUUUCUCGUUGCCCAAGUCGUCUAUAUUGAACCAACCCACCUCUCUCCAUCGCGCCCUUAAAUUCUACGAUUCGGUUUUGAUUUUGCAGUUUCUUAGAUUUUGGGUUUGUGGAAUUGUUCUGUUCCCUUCGUUCUCUGAACUCUCAAGGAAAAAAACUGUCACCAAUUUUUUGCAUUCUAAACCCUUGGGAAAAUGUUUGGUUCAAGGAAGGCUCAUUUGAGGAUAGGGAAACAUAGUUCUACCCCGAACCCUUUUGAGUCUGACGAUGGUGUUAAAGCUAAGCAAAACCAGGUUUCUGCACAAAGGACUUCGUCAGACCCUUCAUUAGUGACGGAGAAUUUUGGCUCCAAUCCUUUUGAUGAUCAUCAUGGACAGGCUCCCUCUUCUUCAGGUUCACUAACUUGGUCAGAAAGGAACAAGUACAAGAAUGAUUUCCGUGACUCGGGAGGAAUAGAAAACCAAUCAGUGCAGGAGCUGGAGAAUUAUGCUGUUUAUAAGUCUGAGGAGACAACAAAAGCAGUGAAUGGCUGUCUAAAGAUUGCUGAAGAGAUAAGGGAUGAUGCUACCCAAACUUUGGUUGCCUUGCAUCAGCAGGGUGAGCAAAUUAACAGGACUCAUAUGGUUGCUGCUGACAUUGAUUAUGACCUCAGUCGGGGAGAGAAACUGCUGGGAAAUCUAGGGGGAAUGUUCUCCAAGACAUGGAAGCCAAAGAAAACUCGACCAAUAUCAGGACCUGUUAUAAGCUCAGAGGAUUUAGUUAGAAGAAAGGGCAACCACAUGGAGCAGAAGGAAAAGUUAGGAUUGACACGUCAUAAGGACCGGACCAAUACAAAAGCUGCAUAUGCCGAACCUACCAGUGCAAUUCAAAAAGUUGAGGUAGAAAAGGUGAAGCAAGAUGAUGCACUAUCUGACAUGAGCGAUAUCUUGGUAGAGCUGAAGGAAAUGGCUGUUGACAUGGGUUGUGAAAUUGAUAGGCAGAACCAUGCUCUGGAUCACGCUUCUGUUGAUGUUGAGGUGAUCGGUGACCGAGUUAAAGAUGCUAACCGACGGGGUCGUCGUCUGCUCGGGAAAUAGAGUUCAAGGCCCUCACAUUUGUGAUUAGCUUGCUGAUAGUUAUGUACAUCUUCCAUUUUCCUGGCUUUGUUUUCUUUUUACUUUCAGAAAUAGGUAUUAUACACCAUGUCCUAGCUGACGUUGUCUGUUUGAGAUCACUAGUUACUUGACUAGGACUAGAAGGUAACUGCACUGAUUUUAUCAUUCUUAGUUCAUCUUGAGCAGUGUAUACAAACAACCACAUUCGAACAAUUUCAUUUCAAUAAAUUAGAAACGUGCAUUUUCGAACA
Molecule: messenger RNA, 1421 nt
Organism: Cucurbita moschata (crookneck pumpkin)
Lineage: Eukaryota; Viridiplantae; Streptophyta; Magnoliopsida; Cucurbitales; Cucurbitaceae
Product: SNAP25 homologous protein SNAP33-like
Exons: 6
Coding region: 271-1152 (293 amino acids)
Cellular component (GO): plasma membrane; SNARE complex
Molecular function (GO): SNAP receptor activity
Source: RefSeq, a predicted model, not a curated record